Botrytis cinerea B05.10 is the source of this 2378-nucleotide messenger RNA. RefSeq lists its product as hypothetical. The transcript has 3 exons. Gene Ontology annotation, biological process: regulation of transcription by RNA polymerase II. The coding region runs from base 257 to 1594 and encodes 445 amino acids. Gene Ontology annotation, molecular function: DNA-binding transcription factor activity, RNA polymerase II-specific; zinc ion binding. The record is from RefSeq and is a predicted model, not a curated record. Lineage: Eukaryota; Fungi; Ascomycota; Leotiomycetes; Helotiales; Sclerotiniaceae.
GGUAAACAAUUGAUGCAAAUCGCAAAUCGGAACACCAGAGGAUGAAAUUUCGAUAUCUAUCAGUCACUUACUUUUGCUUUUGACCAAUAUCUCUCCAACACCCACCAAACAAAGAUUCACACAUCCUUCCAUUGAAUCAAUUGAACCAAGACCAUCCGUUUUCAAUAUGAACAUUUGUCGAAAUAGUCAUUUUGGUCGCCACCCCUGAUAACUUACAACUUCCGUAUUAGUCUUUCAACAAGCAGAAAAAUACAAGAUGCCACCAAGAAGAUCGCAUAAAAAAUCCAAAGCUGGCUGUCAGAGAUGCAAGCACAGGAAAAUCAAAUGUGACGAAAAACAUCCUUUGUGUGGAAAUUGUAAAAAGCAUGGCGUUUCCUGCGAUUUCGGGGAUGCUCCCUCAUCACCUGAUUCACCAGCUUUCCAACCUCCAACGCUUGUCCAUCAAAGUUCCGAAGGCUCGUUCAACCAAGUCUCAUCACCGGCGUCUACCACUUCUUCGCUAACGCCCUUCUACCGGUCCCCUACCAUGACAGUCAGAGCUCACGGGAACUCGAUGCGUGAUCGAUCACUUGAGCUCAGGCUAAUGCAUCAUUACACUGCAACGACCUCGAAAACUCUUUCUAAUGAUGAAAGUCAGGACGUUGCCUGGUCUGUGGACGUACCAUCACUCGCUUAUGACUCCCCAUAUCUAAUGGAUGCUAUCCUCGCUGUUUCUGCUUUACAUUUACGCAUAUUGCAGCCCGAAGAUCGAAGUCUUGCACGUGCAUCACAUAGUUAUAUGGCAUCAGCGCUCGCUCAAUAUUCGUCUCUUUUGAGCCAAGGCCCAUCUCAAAGCAAUGCAGAAGCACUUUUCUGCACAGCUGCUCUCAUCGCUUUCCAAGCAUCGGCGUCUCGUUGUGUCGAAAAUGGAAUUGAUGGCGAUUCUGACAGUGGUUACGUCCUACCACUCGCUUGGUUUCAUUCUUUCCAGGGAGUUAAGACAAUUGUUAUAACUUCCUGGCAUUGGCUACGAAAUUCGGCCAAAAUCUUUCCGAUCAUCAAUGGGCAGCCUCCGUUAAUACUAGAUUUUGAUCCUGAGCGCCGAGGGUUCUUUGCUUUUCUACUCGAGGGUAUCGACCAUGUAUCUAGCCCGGACGAUACUUCCAUGGAUGCAGAUACAAAGCAGGCAUACGAACAUGCUGUUGCUACGCUCAACUGGUCUCAUCAAAAACCAGAGCGAGCACGAAUUCUCAGUUUUGCGGCUACUGCAACACGUCGUUAUAUUGAUCUACUAAAGAGACAGGAUCCUCGUGCGUUGGUUAUUGUGUCGUGUUUCUUUGCUAUGACACGUAUUGUGGAUGAUAUCUGGUGGCUCCAAGGUGUUGCCAAGAGAGAAGUGACAGGAAUUUUCAAUUUACUGCCAGAAGAGUGGUGGCCAAAGAUGGAUUGGCCAAUGCGGAUCGCAUAUUCUGAGGGAAGGUUAGAUGAGGAUACAUGGGGUUCUUGUUGGCAUACAGAAGGGACGCCAAAGCGGGAAGAGGGAUUCAAUGGCAAUCUCAUCUCACACAUCGACAUGUUGGCUAAAAUUAUGAAUGCUGCACCGCCACCAGACUAAAAGUCAAUUUUUUGGAAGUUAUAAAAAUUGAGAGUAUCGGAAUACGAUAUGGUUUCGAGUAUCGUGGAGUUUGGGGGCCGUUGGCGUAUUCGGAAACAGGAAUUAGUGGGAAAAAGCAUCUUUAAAACGCAAGCUUUCUUUUGGGAUACCAAAUGCAAUUACGACACAGUUUCACGGCCUAGAAACAUAGUCGGCAUUUUAUGGUAAAUGUAUAGUAGGAAUGAACGGUCGUUCGGGCACGAGUUGAGGGUUUAAUAUGUAAUACUAAAAUUAACAUCUACAUAUAUUAAUCGCAAGGGAUGCUUCUAUUAAUCCAUAUACUGGCACAACUAUUUUGUCCCCUGUUAAAUGGAUCUUCGGGUCUCGCCAGGCGAAACUCCUGUUCAUCGAAGACUCUAUUCUCGUCCACUGUCGCGGCUGGAAACCUCGCCCAUCUGUUCCACUUCUUCGCCUCACCGAUAUUUGAUCGCUAGACAUUAAUAAUAUCAUAUAUUUUGGCUUCCGAAUUCAAUCCACGACUUUGUCUUCUGCACAUACCUGUCUGUCUACAUAUAUCGAAACUUCGUAAUGUCAAAGCGUAACUUUUCAUCGUCAAUCUGAUCGUCCGACCCAAAAAGCAACCACUCAAUGCAUGACGUAACAUUUUCCAUGAUCUCAAAACGUGACAAUGACGUUCCCCUUUGCCGAUUCUCAGCCGGAUCCUCGGUUUCUACUCGUGCUGUGCGCGGCGUAUUCCAGAGCUUGCUCUGCAGAAUAUUCGGCCGCGCGUUAAUCCCCACCGCCA